Molecule: messenger RNA, 1524 nt
Organism: Cyclopterus lumpus (lumpfish)
Lineage: Eukaryota; Metazoa; Chordata; Actinopteri; Perciformes; Cyclopteridae
Gene: bcl2l10
Product: BCL2 like 10
Exons: 3
Coding region: 136-714 (192 amino acids)
Biological process (GO): extrinsic apoptotic signaling pathway in absence of ligand; intrinsic apoptotic signaling pathway in response to DNA damage; regulation of apoptotic process
Cellular component (GO): mitochondrial outer membrane
Molecular function (GO): protein heterodimerization activity; protein homodimerization activity
Source: RefSeq, a predicted model, not a curated record
GAGCGGAUAAAUAACCCGGAGGCGGAGUCAGACGAGAAACGACAUCAGCCAGUUGAAGGGAAGCAGUGAACGUAUCGAGGAUCUCCUUCCGCCGUCCGUGUGUGCAGAGAGCAGUCUGAUAUCGCUGGGAGGAAAAUGUCGUGCGGGCUGUGGAAAGAGACCUUGGCUCUGGCAGAGGACUACCUGUACCUGUGCUGCACAAGCCCACGGCCAGCCCCUCCACCUCCCAGCGAGUCAGCCACUGCCAUGAGGCGCCUGGCCCAGGACAUGGAGACGCAGCACCAGGCUCGCUUCCACUCCCUCGCUCAGACCUUCCUGAGGCAGUGCGGGCCGGACCCCUGCUCCAGCCUCAGGAAGGUGAUAGAGGAGUUGGUGGGAGACGGACACUUGAACUGGGGGAGGGUUGUUUCCCUUUUCACCUUUACUGGGGUGCUGGCCAGGCAGCUGCUGGAGCAGAAUGGCACAAAGCUGGGGCUGGACCCUGGGCAGGAACUAGAACAGGAGUCCGGAAACUGCAGGGGACUGGCGGAGACCAUAGCUGAUUACCUGGGAGAGGAGAAGAAAGACUGGCUGCUGGAGAAUGAUGGAUGGGAGGGGUUCUGCAAGUUCUCCCGCAGUGCCAGAGAAGUCGGCCAGGACUCGUCCAUGAAGACGGCGCUGUUUGCUGCUGCUGGUGUGGGCCUCGCUGGACUCACCUUCCUCCUAGUGCGCUAGCUAGCCUUCUACAUCCUGAACCAAUCCAUGUUCUCAUUUCAUUCAGCACAAAUAAGUAGACAUUUAAAUUCUAACAUCAAUGCUGCAAAAACAGGCGUUAAUCUGUAGUGAAUUCAGGGUUGUAUCAAGUCAUCAACUGAAUGUUUGCACAUACUCAGACAACCCCCUCCACACACACACACACACACAGGCAUUUCGUCACUCAUUCCUUAAGAUUGUAAAACAUGAUUUCAAUGCCAUCAAUACUUUUGAAGUGACAUCAGCUUGCAUAUCAGACAGUUACAUUACAAAAGCCCAGCUUUCUGCUCUUUGUGUUUUCAACUGUGCAGCUUAAAGACUUGAUUUCAAUUUUCCCACAGCUUUUGAUUUUAAAAUUGUCAGCUGCCUUUUUAUUCAUGUGUUUACCCGAGUUGUGUAUGUGGUAUAGAGCCAUUCUAGUGUACAAUGUAUAAAUUAAUAUAUUAUAUUUAUAUGAAAUGAAACUGUAAGCAGUGGCCCUUUUUUCUAACUGAUCCACAGCUAAUUCAGUUAUUUCAUUUUCAAGUCUGUCCUGCAUUCAUGUGAAACUUCUGAUUUACAUGAGUCGACAGCUGAAUCAGCGCUUACGACAACACAACGGUGCUAUAUGUUGUGAAAUGUUUCUCAUAACCAUUUAACCAAACAGGGACCAAUCUGACUACAAACACAUCGCUAUUAGAACAAACUGUUGCUAUGGCAUUCCCCCUCCACAAAUCCCUUAAACAUUAUAUUUUUACAUUGUUUUGGUCUAUUUAUUUGUCACUGUUUUUAUAAUAAAAAAAAAAAAAGCAA